CCGAGACUCGGCAGCGCCCAUUUAAAAGACCAGCAUUUCAACGCUGCUGAUCUGAGCCCUGCUUGUGAAGGUGUGACUCCUGCCUUGUUUGCCAGGUGCUAGUCGGGCUCCUUCUCAAUCCCGGAUUAUCCGCUCCCUGCCAGUCUCCCUGCGGCUCCGCUCCAGCGGGGAGGUCCCCAACCAUUCAGUGCCCCCGGGCCUGAGCCUGCCCGCUCCUUACGCAGCAGGGGGACAGCCGAGGCACGGGAAAACAGAGGUCUGCUGAGGGUUCUACCAUUUUGAACACUGACCAAAAGAAUAUAGAUUUUUUUUUUUUUUUUUUUGUCCACUUGAAGAGACUGCUUUUAUAAUGUAUCCUGUUGCUGUUCCUGUGCCUUGUGGAGAAGAAAAUAAGGGACACUGUAGGAAAUUUAUUUUUUUCAUUUUUGUUUUCGGAGUUGUAUUGCUCUGUGCUGGAUUUCUGCUUUUAGUCUUUAUUUUCCAGUCCUGCCCAUCUGGAACCUUCAGUGACUCUAAUGCAGGACUGAAGGCUGUUGGGCUUGUUCUUGCUGUAGCUGGACUAGCUUGUGCCUUGCUGGCACGAUCGAGAGAGAAGUUUCACCUGAGACGGAGGCAGUUGCAAAAUGCACAGGUGCUCAGCCUAACUUCCUCUCAAAGGAGCUGUCAGUCUGCCCACCUCCUUAUCUUUGGAUUUUUGGUUUUAACUAGUGGAAUACUAAUUGGUAUCCUGGGCAUGUGGGUUCCUGGCUGUAGCCCAGAAUGGCAGCACCUGCAACUUAAUCAAACCAUUGCUUCUGAAGUCGGCCACCAGGGCUAUGGAUUUCUCUCUCUCCAAAUCAUGGGCCCUUUUCUGGUGCUGGCUGGAUUAUGUUUGCUUGUGAUAGCUUACACUAAAAGGAAACAGAAUUUAAAUCUUUGCCAAGAAUCCUCUGAAAGUGAAGAACAGCCUCAGAUUCCUGAAACAUUCCAGGCUACUGCAGAUAAUGCUGUAAUGGCAUUGCCACCCCCACCUUAUUUUAUUGAGACUCAAUCACUAAUCAUAGCUGCCAGGAGGACCACUUAUCACCAGGAUGUAAAUGAAAAUCCUCCAUCAUACCACAGUAUUUUUAAUAAUGGAGCACAGCUUGAAGGCAUUAAAAAAACUAUUGCUGUUGGAGAACACGAAUCAAUAUACACAAUUUCUAGAAGCUGUUUACUUCCAGAUAUUUUACGUAUGCUCUAUCUUUCAUCUGACCUGCCUCCAAGUCAUGGAGAAAAAGCAUUAACAAUAAAAUAAUGAGUAUAUCUGACUAUGCUUCUCAUCUGCAUCUUUAACUUCUUCCACACGCAGGGCUGUGAACUAAAACUUAAUUCUUAUAAGACAUGGUACACUUCAGGUUUUAAUUUUUUAUGUAAUAAAUAUUUUGUAUGAUUCUGUUUUUAAGAAAUGAACUUGUAUUUAGAGAAAUGCUAUGCAAAUCUAAGCAGUUAGACUAGUAGUUCUUGAAUAUAGUUAAUAACAAAAAUGUUAAAUAUUUAUCCUGGUCUGCUUAUGGCUCUAAGGUCUGUACUUUACUUUUUUAUUUUCUUUUUGCUGAACACACACUGCAACAGAGCACUAUUGUUUUGCCUGUUUUCAUCUAAUCAAAUACUGUGCUGCAAAGUAAAUGAUUAAAAACUUUUUUAAAGGAU
This is a messenger RNA of Alligator sinensis (Chinese alligator), 1671 nucleotides long. It is a transcript of the gene TMEM171, whose product is annotated as transmembrane protein 171. The transcript is spliced from 4 exons. Bases 350 to 1276 code for a protein of 308 amino acids. The record is from RefSeq and is a predicted model, not a curated record. NCBI's taxonomy places the organism in Eukaryota, Metazoa, Chordata, Crocodylia, Alligatoridae.